Xyrichtys novacula (pearly razorfish) is the source of this 5066-nucleotide messenger RNA. The record is from the annotation of a GenBank genome assembly. Lineage: Eukaryota; Metazoa; Chordata; Actinopteri; Labriformes; Labridae.
AUGAACUGUAGACGGCGCACAGACUGCCUCUCAAGGCCUCUGUCAGGCCUCUUUGAGAAGUUGGGAUCACUUGUCGGCUCUUAUCCGUUAUUUUUCUUUGUAAUUCCUCUCAUACUAACGGCAGCGCUCGGUGGAGGCCUCACUUUUCUCAAAGACAACGAGGAUAAUGAUCUCGAACGGCAGUACACGCCCAAGAAAGGACCCUCAAAGGUUACCAGAGCUUUGGUGAAGGAAAACUUCCCCUUCAACGAUUCGAUGUUUUCAGAGGACAGGCUCUACGACCAGGGCAUCUUCGCAUCUCUCAUCGCUCAGGCAGAAAAUGACGAGAAUAUACUGGAAAAUGGAGCUUUUAAGGACCUCAUCAGACUCAACAGAGAGGUCCUCGAUAUCACCGUGUACAACGGGACUCUGGGAUUCAAACAGCUGUGCGCCAAAGCGAAUAGCGACUGUGUCUCAAACACGAUACUGGAAAUCUUCAGCUCCAAAAAUCGAACCGGCCUCGUGUUCCCUUUCCACCCAUCCUCAUCAGGUCCGGUGUUUCUGGGCUCUGUGUUAGGCGGGGUGGUGAUGAAGGAAAACGGCUCGGUCAUCAGCGCUCGGGCUGUAAAACUCUUCUACUAUUUAGAAGAUAAGGAGGACACAGCUGAUGCUGCGAGGUCAUGGCUGAGGGGGUUUAAAAGCCUCUUAUCAAAGUGGACGCACAGCAGAUACAUUAAGGUACGUUUUUCUCUUUCUACUGUGAGUUUUAAUAGACUUAGAUCUGAUUUCUUCAGGAUUAGUUUGUUUAUUUGGCAGGAUAAUGAACUUUUUCUUGCAGAUAAUUCAUUAAUAAAAGUUUUUUUUUUAUACUUUAAAGUCACAGGAACAAAUGUCCUCUUUACUCUACAUAUCCACAUGUAUUUUUCAGUUUCAUCUCUUCAGUUUUGCCUCUCACUCUCUUUCACCUCUUUCCUUCUAAAUCCACCAUCAGGUCCUCCUAAUAAAGGAGUAGGCGCCCCACAAAUGCAGAUAUAUUUCUAAACAUGUUAGUCACAGCCUGUCUGCCCCCACUCUGUCUUUACUCUGGCAAGGUUGCAGAGGCACGGCUUUGUCCUGAAAAUCCAAGCUUCGCCAUCAUCAUCACGCAGCUCUCACUGCUGUCGUGACGUCUUUGUGUAAACAUUUCUGUCUCACGUUGGCUUCGUUCUGCUGUCCUCUCUCUGCCGUAGGUGUCUUACUACACCUCCAAAUCCAAGCAGGAGGAGAUUGACAGUCACACCACAGAUGGCGCCCCUUUAUUCCUCAUCACUUAUGCCUGCGCGAUCACCUUCUCCGUGAUAUCCUGCCUGAGGUAAGACGUGAUCAGUGACUGUCAUACACUGAGUGAUUUCCUGAAUGCACGUCAGGUACGAGACGCAAGCAGAGCCGUCGUUUAUCAAAGUGACAGACACAGGAGGGACACCGGCAGGUUACAUGAAGUCUCUAUAACAAUUAUAGCAUCACCAGAUCACUGCAGUGUGACACUAUUCCACUUUUCGUUCAGUGCUUUAUGGUUAUUUUCAACUAAGAGUAAAAGUUCAAUUUUCAUUUUUAAUUUUUGUAUUUUAACUCUACGUGGGUCGUAAGUAGAAAGGUAAGGAGGCCCAGAAGGGACAUGGAUGAAAAAAGAAAAUAAAAAGAAUUUUCACAGUCAUUCUUUUGCAGGAUCUGGCAAUUUUAUUGUGAGGUCUUGCAAAUGUUGUGCCAAGAGUUGUUGGUCAGUGUAUUACUUCUGUGUUAAUUCAACAAGAAUACUGGACUGACGCAACCAAUGGGAAAGGUUCGUUGAAUUUUAUUUUGAACUCAUUUUCUUCCCACCAUGUCUCUUUGCAUUCACAUAAUGUCCUCGUUCAGGAUGUCUCUUGACCGUAGGAAUUCUUUCAAAUUAUCCUCCGUGACUAGCGUUGCGUCAGAGAACUGAUUUAAUGUUUGUUUAUCUGAGGCCAAUCUCAAAAAAGAUGCGAUGAACCUCUCCCACAGGUGUGUGCGUUCCAUCAUUUGGGUUGACUCGACAAGGAAGAAAUACACUGAUCUAUAAUCUUUGACAAAUUUAUGAGAUCUCGCAAUAGUUUUUCGAGAGCACGCAAAAGAUUUCGGGAAAAUCUGUUAUUUUUUUUUUUCUAUCACAUCUGUUCAGGAGCUCCGUAGAAAGGUUAAACUAAAGAAACACCUGAGACGAAACAUUUCCACAAAAACAUCAUAAACUACAGAAUCAAAACAUCAAAAUGAGCAAUAACUUGCUGGAAACUUAUUUUUACGACACUUUAAACUUUAUUGCUUGAAUAAAAACACGCUCGUUUCAACGCUGGGAAUCCAGUUUAUGGUGUAAACACACAUUUGCAAUCUUUAUAAAUCUGACAGGAAACAGAAAAAUCCUGCUUCCUUAACUUUGAUGGUAAAAUAGUUACUGUUAGCUUGUUAGCGAACUUUAAGCUAAUGUAAGGCUAGCUAUGGUCUAAAUUUGUCAUGAGGUAUUCAUUGUUUUAAUAAGAGUUUUGUUUUAAAGAUAUUGAGGUUAGGAGUUUUUCAGAAUAACCAAUGAAACCAAUAAGAUAUGUCACCAAAACUAUGUCCACGUUUUAUACAGUCGAAGGUCAAAAAGACAAACGCCACUCCCUGAAACUUUCCGAAACUUUUUUACCUUUUCAUCCGACCUUCAUUCGUACUCAACACGACAAAAUGGCCAUCUUCAGUUACCUUCAUGUAGAACUUCUAGUCAUCAGUCUAACAUCACUUUUAGAGGUCCGAAACUGUGGAAUAAUCUUGAUGCAUCUCUAAAAUCAAUAUCAUCCUUUAACUCCUUUAAAAUAUCAUUAAAAUCUCAUCUGAUCAUGUCUUAAAUACAUCAUUAUCUGUUAUGAUCAUAUCUCUUUCCUUUUUAUAAAUACUUUAUUUUCUUUAUCACUGUUUGCUGAUUUGUCUGUGUUCCAGUCUGUGUACUUAGUUGUCUGCACCUUAUGUUUUCUCUGACCUGACGGGAGUGGAACUCUGUAUAAGCCCAUCGGCUUCGUUCCCUCCUUGCACUGUUUUUAAUCUGUGCUAAAUAAACAAAAUACAAAUACAAAAUACAAAUGUGUGUGAUGAUUUUAUUGCACAGAAUAAUCCACUUACGUUGUUAUCUUAUCAGCUGCAUGAUUUGAUAAAUAAUCAUGUUUUUUUUUCCUCCUGUCAGAUUGGACAAUGUGAGGAACAAAGUGUGGGUGGCUGUCUUUGGCGUCUUCUCCUCUGGUCUGGCUAUCAUAUCCUCCUUUGGCCUGCUGCUUUACAUCGGAGUGCCGUUUGUUAUUACGGUUGCAAAUUCUCCUUUCCUGAUACUCGGUGAGAAAAAUCUUUGUCUAAAAACCAAAAUCUACAGAAAUUUUGUAGAACUAGCUGCAUAUAUUUCAAGGCAGAUCAGAUUGUAGUGGUUUGAGGAUGAUAGAACUUUGAUGAUAGAUGUUUUUUCACAUUGAACUUUUGUUAAUUUUUCAGGGAUUGGACUCAACAACAUGUUUGUACUAAUAUCCGACUGGCAGCACACCAAAGUCAAAGACUCAGUUCCUCACCGGAUGGCUCACUCUUACAAAGAAGCCGUCAUGUCCAUCACCAUCACCGCCUUGGUUGACCUCCUCAAGUUCUCCAUCGGCGUCACCUCCGACUUCCCGGCGGUGCAGUCCUUCUGCAUUUACACCAGCGCCUCCAUCGUCUUCUGCUACUUCUACACAAUCACCUUCUUCGGCUCCUUCUUGGCUCUGAACGGGAAGCGAGAAGCAGACAACCGGCACUGGCUGACCUGCAUAAAAGUACCCUCAGACAAACUCAAUGAUCACUCUGAUACGUAUAACAUCUGCUGUGUGGGAGGCCGCUAUGAUCCCGACACUGGAGCGGAGAAAAAACAGCCAGCGAGUAAUUUCUUUAAGGAUUACUACGGCCCGUUUUUGAUCAAACCCUGGGUCAAGGGAGCGGUAAUCUUACUCUUUGUAGGAUAUUUAUCUGUAAGUAUUUAUGGCUGUUUCCAUGUACAACAGGGGAUUGAGCUCUAUGAUCUAGCAUCUGAUGACUCUCACGUUACCUCAUAUAUCAGGAAGGAAAGGGAGUUUUUCUCUGCUUAUGGUCCGACAGUGAUGGUUAUUGUAGGUGAGGAAUUCCCAUACUGGGAUGAAGCAAAGAGGCGACAACUUGAGGGAUGCAUCGAGGACUUUAAAGAGCUCGAGUUUGUAGAUAAAGAGAUCUUUACAUCCUGGCUCGACUCUUAUUACUCAUACGGAGAUGAGUCGCAUCUAAACCUGGAUGAAAAAGAGCUCUUUCUUAAAAAUCUCUCAAAUUUCUUCGAUUUGAAUCCGUUUUUCAAGCAAGACGUGAACCUCACUGGUGAUGCCAUCUAUGCGUCCCGCUUCUUCAUCCAGACUGUGAAUAUUUCUGACGGCACCGAAGAGAUGGAAAUGCUUCACGGUCUCACAGACACCGCAGAAAAAUGCAGCGCAGCAUCUUUGCAAGUCUACAACCAGAAAUUCAUCUUCUACGACCAGUAUGACGUAGUGGUCUACAGCACGAUUAAAAACGUGGCCGUGAUCACGGCCGUGAUGCUGGUGGUCUCUCUCCUCUUGAUCCCAGACCCCCUCUGCUCAUUGUGGGUCACUUUUUCCAUCGGCUCGGUGACAGUGGGGGUCACCGGUAUGAUGUGGCUGUGGGACGUCAAUCUCGAUUCUAUAUCCAUGAUCAUAUUCACAGUCUGCAUCGGCUUCACUGUCGAUUUCUCGGCUCACGUGUCCUACGCCUUCGUCUCCAGUGAGAAAACCUCUCCCAAUGACAAGGCCGUGGACGCGCUCUCUAAUUUAGGUUAUCCCAUUCUGCAGGGGGCUCUGUCGACGAUCUUAGGCGUGUCCGUGUUGGCCACAUCUGAAUUUAACACGUUCAGAACCUUCUCGAAAAUCUUCUUCUUGGUCAUGUCUCUCGGGAUGCUGCACGGCCUCAUUUUCAUUCCAGUCAUUCUCACACUUUUCACAACCCGAUCACAUGAAAAGAAAGAGGAAAACGUAGAAAAGGUUUACCAAGUCAGCAAAUUUUGA